AGCGAUCUUCUUGACAGCCAGAUUUGUGUUUUGUAGUAGACCACUAAGAAUUGUUCUUUAAAACAUAAUGAUGCCAACCGCAACCUUCAACAUUACAAGCAUGUUGUUGCUCCUGUCCGACCGAAGAGCUACAAGGUUUUCCCUUUUCUGCUCUCGCCCCGUGCAACUGCUUCUCGCUCUUUGCAGUCUCUGCACUAUCACGUCAGACGCGUUGAAUUGGUUAGCGGUCCCAGACUUCGAUUGCCGCGAAAACCCGAACUUUGAUCAUCUCGUUUACGUCAACAAACAUGGAGCAGUUGCAACGAAGCUAUCCACCUUCUGGGAAUCGAUCGUGCAGGAAGCGGUCAACGAUCAAAGGGAGAAAGAGGAGAGACAGAAGCAAGAUGGUGUUGGUGGAGAAGCUGACAAGGGAUCAGCAUCACAAACUAGGGAAGCUUCCUCGGAU
This is a messenger RNA of Amoebophrya sp. A25, 445 nucleotides long. NCBI's taxonomy places the organism in Eukaryota, Dinophyceae, Syndiniales, Amoebophryaceae. The record is from the annotation of a GenBank genome assembly.